This is a messenger RNA of Microthlaspi erraticum, 1011 nucleotides long. Lineage: Eukaryota; Viridiplantae; Streptophyta; Magnoliopsida; Brassicales; Brassicaceae. The record is from the annotation of a GenBank genome assembly.
AUGGAAGCACUAAGCUUUAUGAAAUUCUGGGUAAACCACACCAACGGCAAACCCCGCCGUGAAAUCAGAAUCUCAGAAACCGCCGUCGGAGCUUCCACCGCAUUGGGAGAUCCAGACGCUGAGCUUUGCGAAGGAGAUGAUUCUUUCUUCGAGCUCGAAAUCUCUCUCUCCGAUUUCUCUCUUCACGAGAAAAAAACCUCUGAAGAAAAACAGAGACUCGAAACGACGACGUUCUCUGUCUCUAAAAGCAAAGUCCUCCCUUUCGUCGAAAUUACUUCGAAACCUCAAUCUCCGAUCACUCUCCUAAAAUCCGGUCAAAAGUUCCGUGCUUUCUCGUUCAAGAAGUCAAAACCCGCCGAAUCGGAAAAGUCAACGACGACUCAGAAGAAAGAAAGUGUCGACAACAACAACAGAAGCCUAAACUUAAGGUUUAGAAUCGAAGACGAAGAGACAACAAGUUUCAGAAAAACGGCGACCACUGCUAGGUCACAAGUGAAAGACGACAUGGUGUUCGAGGACUCUUCUUCCCCUGUUUCAUCUUCCUCUUCCUCCAAGAGAUUCUUCAGUCUCAUAAAGCCUCUGUACACUAAAACAACCAAGAAACAGAGCAUCAACGGUGGUGUUUCGACAUCUCCGGCGUCUUCACCGGCGAGUAGAGAGAAACAGAGGAGUAGUAUUCCGGCGGGGAUUCGACGACAGCUUGGGAAGAGCCGGUCUGCUUCCGCGGCUGUCGGAGGAAUGUCUCCGGCGAACAGAGUCGAUGAUUCUCUACAGGUUCAACAAGAUGGGAUUCAAAGCGCGAUUCUUCACUGCAAGAAAUCGUUUCACGGCUCAAGAGAAUCUUCUCUGUUAUCACGUUCUACGAGUGAAUCUUCCUCACAAGAGAAACUCAGUACUUCGUCGUCUGAAGAUUCGUAUUUGUUUUCAAGGAUUGGAAGCGAUUCAAUGUCGGAGAAAUCAAUCGAUAGCUUGACUUCAAUCAAGGAACUGAGGGAGAAGAUUUGCGAUUAG